UUUCCAGCUGUCCCUCAGUCGUUCGGGACCUCGGAGCCAACGGGAGAAUCACCCGGGAUAAAAACGGCACGUUUUGGGCUCAGAUCCCACGUCACACGGUCCCAACUCUCCCCGUACAUCACCAUGGAGACCGAGCUAUGAGGUGUCGUGUAGUGCUGAAGACGACUGAGUGAACCAUGGCACAGUUCCCCACCACAUUCACAGGUCCAGAUGUGUUCCUGAUCUCAGCGGAUGAGAGAGCCAAACAUGAUCAGCAGUUUCUCAGCCUCUCUCCGACUGCCGGGGGUUACAUCACAGGCGACCAAGCCAGGAACUUCUUCCUUCAAUCAGGCCUGCCCCCUCCCAUCCUGGCCCAAAUCUGGGCUCUGGCCGAUAUGAACAGCGAUGGCCGUAUGGACAUCCACGAGUUCUCCAUCGCCAUGAAACUCAUCAAACUGAAACUCCAGGGUCACCCGCUGCCUCCCGCGCUUCCUCCCAGUAUGAAACAACCCCCGCUGACUUUACCCCCACAGGGCGGCUUUGGCAUGCCUCCCAUGCCCUCCAUGCCUCCCAUCUCGGCCCCUCUGUCAGGCGUGCCUCCUCUCCCCCUGCCGCCUCUCCCUGUCGGAGUGUCUCCCCCACUCGUCUCGUCCGCCCCUCCUCCCCUCCCACCGCCCAUCGCCAACGGAGCCCCUUCCACAGGCUUGAUGCAGCCCAUCCCAGGCUUCUCCCACCCAGCGUCCUCCGUCAACAAGUCCUCGUCGUUUAACCGUUCCAGUACCAAGUUGCAGAAGGGGGUGUCCUUGGACGUUACUAGUGUUCAGCCCCCCUGUGAUUGGGCUGUUCCUCAGUCCUCCAGGCUCAAGUACAGACAGCUUUUUAACUCCCACGACAAGAUGAUGAGUGGACACCUCACAGGUCCUCAGGCUCGAACUAUCCUGAUGCAGUCCAGUCUCCCUCAGGGACAGCUGGCCACGAUAUGGAGUCUCUCCGAUAUCGACCAGGAUGGAAAGCUAACAGCUGAGGAGUUUAUCUUAGCCAUGCACCUCAUAGAUAUGGCUAUGUCAGGUUUAUCGCUGCCCCAGGUGUUACCACCAGAUUACCUCCCACCCACGUUCAGGCGUGUGCGGAGUGACAGUGUUCAGUCGGACCAGAAGAGCGUCCAGGAGGAGAUAGAGGAGGAGGCGGAGAGCGCCCAGGACAAGAAACUACCAGUGACGUUUGAGGAUAAGAAGAGGGAGAACUUUGAGCGAGGAAACCUGGAGCUGGAGAAGAGACGUCAGGCUCUGCAGGAGCAGCAGAGGAAAGAGCAGGAGAGGCUGGCUGCUCUGGAGAGAGAGGAACAGGACAGAAAGGAGCGAGAGCGUCUGGAGCAGGAGAGGAGACGACAACACGAACUGGAGAGACAACUGGAGAGACAGAGAGAUCUGGAGAGGCAGAGGGAGGAGGAGAGACGCAAAGAGAUAGAGAGGAGAGAGGCUGCUAAGCGUGAAUUAGAGCGCCAGCGUCAGUUGGAGUGGGAGCGUCAACGUCGCCAGGAGCUUCUGACUCAAAGGAACCGGGAGCAGGAGAGCAUAGUGCUGCUCAAAGCCAGGAAGAAGACCCUGGAGUUUGAACUGGAGGCUCUGAACGAUAAGAAGAGCCAGUUGGAGGGCAAACUGAAGGACGUUCGGUAUCGUCUGUCGGCCCAGCGGCGAGAGGUGGAGCAGACCAAUCAGACCAGAGAAACACGCAUUGCUGAAAUCACCCUGCUGCAACAGCAGCUGCAGGACUCCCAGCAGUGGUUGGGGAGGCUUAUUCCUGAUAAACAGAGUCUCAACGACCAGCUGAAGCAGGUUCAACAGAACAGUCUGCAUCGUGACAGCCUCUCGUCGCUGCAGAAGGCCGUGGAGCAGAAGGAGACCAGCAGACAGCAGCUCCGAGAACAGCUGGAUGCCGUGGAGAGAGAGACGAGGGCCAAGCUGCUGGAAAUAGACGCUUUCAACACCCAGCUGAAGGAGCUGAGGGAGAUCCACAGCCGGCAGCAGAGGCAGAAGCAGAGGGAUCUGGACGGAGACGUACACUCACUGACACACACACACCCUCACAUACACACCCCGAUCGAGAGGAAGUCUGCUGAGCUGCAGGACAGCAGGUUGUCAUCAGAUGAGGCCUUGUCCUGGAGGGAUGAAUCCGCAAGCUCCGCCCCCAACGCCCCGAGCCCCCCCUCCAUCUCUGCACCCCACGCCUGGCUUAACAGAGUGGCUCUGGAAGAGGAGGAGAGGAGGAGGAGAGGGAUGGAGCAGCAGGAGGAGGAUGAGGAGGAGGAUGAAGAGGAGGAGGAGGGCCGGAAGGGAGCCGGAUCAGCAGAGGAGAAUGAGGAUGAAGGGAGAGGCAAGCAGGACAUGCAGGAGAAACUGAGCAAACUGUUCAGUCAGCCGGCCGACCCCUGGGCUUCAUCGGUUGAAAAGGCUCCGGUGCCCAGUCUGUUCGACCAGAAGGCUCCGGUCUGCAGCUUCGACCAGAAGGCUCCGGUCUGCAGCUUCGACCAAAAGACUCCGGUCUGCAGCUUCGACCAGCAGCAGCAGCCGGUGAAGGUGGUCUACUACAGGGCUCUGUAUCCGUUUGAUGCCCGCAGCCACGACGAGAUCAGUAUCGCCCCCGGGGAUGUAAUCAUGGUGGAUGAAUCCCAGACAGGUGAACCGGGUUGGCUGGGAGGAGAGCUCAGGGGCCGGACCGGAUGGUUUCCAGCCAAUUACGCCGAACGGAUACCGGACAGUGAAGCACCAAUCAGCCUCCGUGCAACCGCCUCAACCACACCUACCACGGCCCAGCAGCCAAUGUCCACGCCUCCUCCAGCUCCUGGACACGCCUCCUCCUCAGCCUCCGCCUCCUCCUCUGCCAACAGCAACUGGGCCGACUUCAACACCACUUGGCCCUCCAACACAGCCAGUCAAUCAGAGAGCGAGGGAUGGGACGCAUGGCCGACCUCCUCAACCAGUCAGAAUCCUUCGCUCAGUGUUCCAUCGGCGCAGCUACGGCAACGCUCCGCCUUCACACCUGCUACCAUGACGACGGGCUCCUCUCCUUCUCCCGUGCUGGGGCAGGGGGAAAAGGUCGAAGGUCUUCAGGCUCAGGCCUUGUAUCCAUGGAGAGCGAAAAAGGACAACCACCUCAACUUCAACAAAAAUGAGAUAAUCACGGUGUUGGAGCAGCAGGACAUGUGGUGGUUAGGUGAACUGCAGACCGGACAGAGAGGCUGGUUCCCCAAAAGUUACGUGAAGCUCAUCUCCGCCACCAUGACGCCGCCGCCUGGAGCCGCACCACGAGUCAAAAACACUAGUGAGUCUGGAGUAUCAGAAAGCCCACCCAACGGAAAACGCCCGUCCCCUUCCCCAACAAAACCCUCGGAGUCCGGAGAAGAAUACGUGGCCAUGUACACCUACGAGAGCAGCGAGCAGGGGGACCUGAGUUUCCAGCAAGGGGAGGUCGUCAUGGUGACCAGAAAAGAAGGGGAUUGGUGGACGGGCGUGGUCGGGGGAAAGACCGGAGUCUUUCCUUCUAAUUAUGUCAAACCACGAGACUCGGCUUCAGAGGCUUUGGGAUCAGCAGGGAAGACGGGCAGCCUGGGAAAGAAACCAGAGAUCGCUCAGGUGAUCGCCCCCUACAGCGCUACGGGAGCAGAGCAGCUAACGUUAGCGCCGGGACAACUCAUCCUCAUCAGGAAAAAAAACCCGGGGGGCUGGUGGGAGGGCGAGCUCCAGGCUCGGGGGAAGAAGCGCCAGAUCGGUUGGUUUCCGGCCAACUACGUGAAGCUGCUCAGUCCCAGCACCAGCAAGACGACGCCCACAGAGCCCACCCCUCCAAAACUGGCUCCGGCCAACACAGCCGUGUGUCAGGUGAUCGGCAUGUACGACUACGUGGCCCAGAACGACGACGAGCUGGCCUUCCAGAAGGGUCAGGUGAUCACGGUGCUCAACAAGGACGACUGUGAUUGGUGGAAAGGGGAGCUCAACGGGAGGGAGGGGCUGUUUCCCAGCAACUACGUCAAACUCACCACAGACACCGACCCGAGCACGCAGUGGUGCGCUGACCUCCACCUGCUGGACAUGCUGAGUCCCACGGAGAGGAAGAGGCAGGGCUACAUCCACGAGCUCAUCGUCACCGAGGAGAACUACGUCAACGAUCUGCAGCUCGUCACAGAGAUCUUCCACAAACCUCUGUUGGAGUGCGAGCUGCUGACGGAGAAGGAGGUGGCCAUGAUCUUCGUCAACUGGAAGGAGCUCAUCAUGUGCAACAUCAAACUGCUCAAGGCUCUGAGAGUGAGGAAGAAGAUGUCGGGCGAUCGGAUGCCGGUGAAGAUGAUUGGUGACAUCCUGACCAACCAGCUGCCUCACAUGCAGCCAUACAUCAGGUUCUGUUCGUGUCAGCUGAACGGGGCCACACUGAUUCAGCAGAAAACUGACGACAACCCUGAGAUCAAAGACUUCCUGAAGAGGUUAGCGAUGGAUCCCAGGUGUAAAGGGAUGCCUCUGUCCAGCUUCCUGCUCAAACCCAUGCAGAGAGUCACUCGCUACCCGCUCAUCAUCAAGAACAUCUUAGAAAAUACUCCGGAGUCACAUCCCGAUAACAGUCAUCUGAAAGCUGCUCUGGAGAAAGCAGAGGAGCUGUGCUCACAGGUGAAUGAGGGCGUCAGGGAGAAGGAGAACUCAGAUCGUCUGGAGUGGAUUCAGGCUCACGUUCAAUGUGAAGGCCUGUCUGAGCAACUGGUGUUUAACUCCGUCACCAACUGUCUGGGUCCACGGAAGUUCCUCCACAGCGGAAAGCUGUUUAAAGCCAAGAGCAGCAAGGAGCUCUACGGAUUCCUGUUCAACGACUUCCUGCUGCUGACUCAGGUGACCAAACCUCUGGGCUCUUCAGGCUCCGACAAAGUCUUCUCCUCCAAAACACACCUGCAGUACCGCAUGUACAAAACGCCGAUCUUCCUGAAUGAAGUGUUGGUGAAGCUGCCGACGGACCCGUCAGGUGAUGAGCCUCUGUUCCACAUCUCUCACAUCGACAGAGUUUACACUCUCAGAGCAGAGAGUAUCAACGAAAGGACGGCGUGGGUUCAGAAAAUCAAAGCAGCUUCAGAACUCUUCAUUGAGACGGAGAAGAAGAAGAGAGAGAAGGCGUAUCUAGUUCGUUCUCAGAGAGCCACAGGUAUCGGUAGACUGAUGGUCAACAUUGUGGAGGGAAUCGAGCUCAAACCCUGUCGCUCCCACGGAAAAAGUAACCCAUACUGUGAGGUAACCAUGGGUUCACAGUGCCAUAUCACAAAGACAUUACAGGACACAUUGAACCCGAAGUGGAACUCCAACUGUCAGUUUUUUAUAAAGGACCUGGAGCAGGACGUCCUCUGUGUCACUGUGUUUGAACGAGACCAGUUCUCACCUGACGACUUCCUGGGCAGGACAGAGAUCCGGUUGGCUGAAAUAAAGAAGGACCAGGGCUCUAAAGGACCAAUCACGAAGCGGUUGCUGCUCCACGAGGUUCCCACAGGAGAGAUCGUGGUCAGGCUGGACCUCCAGCUGUUUGAGGAACCGUAAAAAGAAACCUGGACAGGAUCCUACUGGACUGGAUUGGACCGAGAAAAAAGGAUCUAAGAGAUACGAUGUGGACCAGACGGUUGGGCUGGAGUAGACUGGACUGGAUUCUCUUAGUUUGGUCUGGUUCUGUUUCAGAGAGCUGACAGGCUGUUUAUGUCUAAAGAGGGACGUUCAUUCAGCUGAGGGAAAGAAGCAGGUAUACAAUGUGCUUGUUAAAUUAAUAGAAAAUAUAAGAAUUAGAAUGGGCAAAGCGAAUAACUGCGUAAAAACUGGGUCCUGCAAACACCAGCUUAUAGUCCAAAUGUGAUAGUAACACAGUAAAAUGAUAAUAAACUAACUGACAUACAGAUAAUCUGGGCUGAUUGGUGUCUGGGGCCAAACAGCAAAGGACCCCAAUAACGAUAUACAUAAGUGCAUUUUUAGGAGAAAUCUACAGACACAAAUAGACAAAGUAGUAAAAUCAACACCUAAAAGUGUAUUUUGGAUGUUUUGUUUUCCGCUAGUCUGAAAAAGAUAAAUGUCAGGGAAGCGAAAUAGGACAAAAUCUCAAAAUUGACCAGUGACACUCCUUAAUAUUAAACCAUAAUAUUCUGCAGGUUCUGAAGAAAUCACUUAAUCUCUUGAACUAUUAAAAUGUCUUACAUUCACUUUAAAGUCUUACAUUUUAUUUCACUGGUUUUAAAAAAAGUAGCUGUUUCUUUUCCGAUUAGAGAUUGUACCAGUUCAGCUUUAAAGACGAGCAGCUCUUAUAAUGCACCCCAUCGUGCUAAUUAGCUUAGCAUUAGGCAAGAUGGUGUACUACCAAGACCUGUUUAUUUCCCAGUCCAGUCCAGUCUACGUCUUUCCUCCCUACAGUCUGGUCCAGUUCAGUAUUUGGUCCAUCUAAUCCAGUCCGGUCCUCUCGGAGAUCAGCCGGGUCUUUAAUGUUUUCUCCUCCUCUGCUUCAUCAGACAGUCUCAGACACUCCAGUGACAAUCCCAGCCCUCCUUCUAGUCCCAACAAACCCAAACCCCUGUGUG
Molecule: messenger RNA, 6565 nt
Organism: Anoplopoma fimbria (sablefish)
Lineage: Eukaryota; Metazoa; Chordata; Actinopteri; Perciformes; Anoplopomatidae
Gene: itsn1
Product: intersectin 1 (SH3 domain protein)
Exons: 45
Coding region: 177-5546 (1789 amino acids)
Biological process (GO): positive regulation of Rho protein signal transduction; clathrin-dependent synaptic vesicle endocytosis; endosomal transport
Cellular component (GO): plasma membrane; intracellular vesicle; cytoplasm
Molecular function (GO): calcium ion binding; protein binding; molecular adaptor activity
Source: RefSeq, a predicted model, not a curated record